This is a messenger RNA of Numida meleagris (helmeted guineafowl), 2716 nucleotides long. It is a transcript of the gene CHST3, whose product is annotated as carbohydrate sulfotransferase 3. Gene Ontology annotation, cellular component: Golgi membrane. The record is from RefSeq and is a predicted model, not a curated record. Gene Ontology annotation, biological process: N-acetylglucosamine metabolic process; carbohydrate metabolic process. The transcript is spliced from 3 exons. Gene Ontology annotation, molecular function: N-acetylglucosamine 6-O-sulfotransferase activity; chondroitin 6-sulfotransferase activity. Lineage: Eukaryota; Metazoa; Chordata; Aves; Galliformes; Numididae. Bases 294 to 1670 code for a protein of 458 amino acids.
CGCUCCCCCCGCCGGCACCCCGGGAGGAAGGAAGGAAGGAAGGAGGGAGGGAAAGAGGCAGGGAAAAGGGAGGGAGGGAGAUGACAGCGCCGUGAAGAAAAGCAGGGGCCCCGCCGCCCGCCCCGCCGCACCGCACGACCGGGCCCUCGCGGGCCAGAGUCACCUGGGAAGGGAUGCUGCGGGACAGCAGGUGCCCAGCAGAUAGCCCAGGGCACUGGCUGCCUGCCUGGGGGAUCUUCUGAGUACAGCAGGGACACGCAGAGGACACAGGAGCUCCCUCACUUGCCAUCCCCAUGGAGAGGAGAAUGGCUUUGCCCCAGGAUUUUCGGGAGGUGCUGCACUGCCUGAAGAUGAGGAGCAAGUAUGCCGUGCUGCUAGUGUUUGUGGUGGGGCUGGUCAUCAUCGAGAAGGAGAAUAAAUUCAUCUCCAGGGUGUCAGACAAGCUGAAGCAGUCCCCGCAGGUGCUGCCGGAGGCCAAUGAGACAGAGGCCAGCCUGAUGCCGGCUGAGAACGGGUCUCUGGCCUCACUGCGGCAGCUGGAUGCAGCCUUCUCACAGCUGAGGACGCGGCUGCGCAACGUCACUUUGCAGCUGGCCAGGGAACUGGGCACAGCAGCCCCAGGGCCACGGCGGCACGUCCUGCUGAUGGCCACCACGCGCACCGGCUCCUCCUUCGUUGGGGAGUUCUUCAACCAGCAGGGCAACAUCUUCUACCUCUUUGAGCCUCUGUGGCACAUUGAGAGGACGGUCACUUUCGAGCCGGGGGGGGCCAACGCGGUGGGCUCGGCCCUGGUGUACCGUGAUGUGCUGCAGCAGCUCCUCCUCUGCGACCUCUACAUCCUGGAGAGCUUCAUCUCGCCAGCACCCGAGGAGCACCUAACGGCCGCCCUGUUCCGGCGGGGCUCCAGCCGCUCACUCUGCGAGGAGCCCGUCUGCACGCCCGGCCUCAAGAAGGUCUUUGAGAAGUACCACUGCAAGAACCGCCGCUGCGGGCCCCUCAACGUCACGCUGGCGGCCGAGGCGUGCCGGCGCAAGCAGCACGUGGCCCUGAAGACGGUGCGCAUCCGGCAGCUGGAGUUCCUGCAGCCGCUGGCCGAGGACCCGCGGCUGGACCUGCGCAUCAUCCAGCUGGUGCGGGACCCGCGCGCCGUGCUGGCGUCACGCAUGGUGGCCUUCUCGGGCAAGUACGAGAGCUGGAAGAAGUGGGCAGCCGAGGGGGAGGCCCCGCUGCAGGAGGACGAAGUGCAGCGGCUGCGGGGCAACUGUGAGAACAUCCGACUGUCGGCCGAGCUGGGGCUGCGGCAGCCACGCUGGGUGCGAGGCCGUUACAUGCUGGUGCGCUACGAGGACGUGGCGCGGGCGCCGCUGCACAAGGCGCUGGAGAUGUACCGCUUCGCCGGCAUCCACCCCACGCCGCAGGUGGAGGAGUGGAUCCGCGCCAACACGCAGGCGCCCCGGGACGGCAGCGGCAUCUAUUCCACACAGAAGAACUCCUCGGAGCAGUUUGAGAAGUGGCGGUUCAGCAUCCCCUUCAAGCUGGCGCAGGUGGUGCAGGAUGCCUGUGAGCCGGCCAUGCGGCUCUUCGGCUACAAGCUGGCCGGCAGCGCCCAGGAGCUGACCAACCGCUCGCUCAGCCUGCUGGAGGAGGGGCCCCCCACGCGGGUCACGUAGUGCGGCGCCGCUGCCCCCGUACGCCCGGCCGGCCCGGAGUGACCCUGUGCCAUGGACUAGGAACCGGGGCGUCCUCGCAGUAGCGGUGGGUUCUUGGGAGGGGCGAUCAGGAGAUGGCACAGGGAUGCUGUGGCAGAGGGGUGAAGCUGUUCAGUUCCGCUCCCGAUGGAAGGAUGAGACCCUGAGAUUGAAAACCCAAGCGCAAUGGGCACUCAGAGCCCGUAGCAGAGCCUGACCUGUGUGCCAACUCCAGCGGUGCCUUCUCUUUUCUGCAAAGGGCCAUUGAGCCAAGCACAGGAGAACCAGAGUUUGCAGCCAGCAACCCGCAGCCCCAACCAGGGGACAAUUUUCUGGGAGCGUUCUGCAACUUGGAGGUUUUCCAAAGCUACCAAACGUCAUGAGCACUCCUGGGUGGACUCCAUCAUGGGAAGCAAUGUCACUGCCCCAUGGGCACACGCUCUCUGCAUGUUCCAAUGUGUGCACCGAGUGCCAGCGGCAUGGUGUGCUGGCACCAGCAGGGACUUGGACCUCAAAGGCCUUACUGGUUUAGUGCCUUGGUACCAGCACUGACUGGGAGCUGCCUGCAGCAGGACAAGGCGGCCCCUCAGUUUGUGCUCUGCAGUGCUGAUUGUUGGGUGGGGUGGUCCUUUUGAUUUAUUUUCUACAUUCUUCUCUGUGUACUGGGGUUGCAGGGCAAAUUUAUUUAUUUAUUAUGUUUUAAAAAAAAAAGGGGGCGGGGAGGUACAUCAGGGGUCAGAGCUAAGCCCAAAAAUUGGAGCAGCACAAUGUGCUGCACAGACCUACAGAGGAGGUGGUGGGAGCGCAGCCCACAGGAGGCCUCCAGGGAUGGGAUGAGUUACGGACGCAGCUCCUGGGAUACGCAGCCGCAGCAAGGGAUGCUGUGGUGACCUCACACAGGGCGAGGGUGCUCUCCAGAGCCCACAGCUUGCCCCAGAGAAACCGAACCUUGGCGCCUGCGGGAAGCUCGUUCACUUGACUUCAUUAGAAAUGGGCAAAAAAGCAAUACAAAGGAGCAGAGUCCAAAA